UGCCCUGCGCCUUCGAGUCUUCUGCUUCAAUCCAUCCAAAAACCCUAAUUUUCCUUCACUCUCUGUAACAGUCGCAGCAAACGCCCAAAAGUCUGUUCAAUUUUCAGUUAAGAAUCUUCCAUUGCUCCACAUUUAUUUCUAAUAAUUGUGGUCAGUUUCUAGCCAGAGAUUCCGUUGGUUUGGAAUAAGGAUUGGAUAUAGAGAUGGGAAGUAAUUUUCCCUCUCUUCCAGUGAAGCGAACUGUAGCAUACACGGCGCCGGUCACUGGAAUGGGCGACUCAUACAUAGGUUUGGCGAAUGGUUCAUCUAAGUCCAAGAGGUUCAAGCAACCUCCGCCGCUUAUCAUUCCUCCGGGUCAUGUUGCGUUUCGAAUGCUCUGUCACGCUUCGAGAAUCGGUGGGGUUAUUGGGAAGUCUGGGCUUGUGAUAAAGCAACUUCAGCAGUCUACUGGAGCGAAGAUUCGCGUUGAGGAAGCUCCGAAAGAAUCGCCGGACCGGAUUGUUACUGUGAUUGGGCCACCAGCGCUUACCUCCAGGGUGUUGCUGGAUCAAAACCCUAGCGAGAAUGGGGUCAGUGUGAUUGAAGUCGAGGCGUCGAAGGCCCAAGACGCGCUUCUGAAGGUGUUCGAGAGGAUUUUGGAGGUUGCGGCCGAGAGCGAGGGCGUUGGAAUUGGGGCUGAAGUUGGAGUUGUUUCUUGUAGAUUGUUGGCGGAGGUGGCUCAGGUUGGGUCAGUUAUAGGCAAGGGGGGGAAGGUUGUGGAGAAGAUAAGGAAGGAGAGUGGCUGUAAGAUUCGGGUCUUGACAGAUAAGUUGCCGGCAUGUGCAGGACCUUCAGACGAGAUGAUUGAGAUAGAAGGGGAUGUUUUGGCUAUCAAGAAAGCACUCCUUGCUGUAUCUCGAUGUCUUCAAGACUGUCCUCCAAGUGAGAAGAUGAGGAUGGUUGCAAGCAGACCUGCUGAAGCAGUCAUCCACGAGACUUUACCCGAUCUACAUUUGGAUCAUAUUUUGCAAAGGAAUUCAAUACUGCCCAUCUUGCCAAGCAAUUCAAGCAUUUUUGCGUCAGGAAUCCAUUCAUUUUCUACAGAUUCUGAUGUGUUAUCUCCAGUAGACACGGAAGUUACACAGCAGGAUGUUGUUUUUAAGAUUCUUUGUGCUAAUGAUAGGAUUGGGGGUGUCAUUGGCAAGGGUGGUACAAUUAUUAGAGCACUUCAGAAUGAAUCUGGUGCUACUGUAAGUGUUGGACCAUCGGUGGCUGGUUGUGAUGAGAGACUGAUAAGUAUUACUGCAUCUGAGAACAUUGAAUCGCGAUACUCGCCGGCACAAAAGGCUGUUGUUCUUGUUUUCUCGAGAUAUGUAGAUGUGGCAAUUGAGAAGGGACAAGACAUGAGCUCAAAUAAGGGAGCGUCUAUCGUGGCACGGCUUGUUGUUCCAUCAAAUCAAGUUGGUUGUGUGUUGGGAAAAGGAGGUGUUAUAAUCUCCGAAAUCAGGAAGGUUACAGGUACAAACAUAAGAAUAAUAUCGAGUGAUCAUGUCCCAAAGUGUGCUGCAGAAAGUGAUGAAAUAGUUCAGAUUUCAGGCGAGUUUUCAAAUGUUCAAGACGCCUUGUACAACGUUACAGGUCGACUACGGGAUAACCUUUUUUCUAAUGUCCUAAGUAAUUCUGGAGCAAGGAAUGGUGCUGGUUCAUAUAUAUAUCCUGAGACCAGCCCUUAUGGAAGACUAAGGGAUCCUGCACCUCUAGCACGAACGACUCCAGUCGGCGCUUCUCAUAGUAGUUUUAUACAACAUACAACUCAAAGUACAGAUGACUUGGGUCUUUCUCACAGUUUAGACAGUUCAUCAUCACCUGGGUUAUGGGCAUCACAGUCUUUAUCUGGGAUAAGUUCUAGGACCAUAUCAGAUGCUGGCAGGGGUUUGCCACCACCAUCCCAUAGGGGCGGAGUACAUCUUGGCAGCGGGAGCAAGACUGCUUUAGUUACGAACACUACUGUAGAACUUAUAGUUCCCGAAGAUGUUAUCAGCUUAGUGUACGGAGAGAAUGGCACAAAUUUGGCUCGUCUAAGACAGAUUUCUGGUGCGAUGGUGACGGUGCACGAACCCGAUCCCCUAACAAGCAAUCGACUUAUUGUCAUAUCUGGGACACCGGACGAAACCCAGGCUGCACAAAGCCUCCUCCACGCCUUCAUCCUCACCGGAUCCUCAUGACAAGCUCGACUCCAAAAUUUAUAAAUAUCCUUUUUGAAUCCCUCCCUGGAAAUAUUGUACACUAAAAUCCAACUCAGGCCGAUAAGUUCAUUCCAAUCUCAUUAGUUCUUAGGAAAGGCUAUUUGGCUCUAAUGCCAUUUCUUGCA
Molecule: messenger RNA, 2350 nt
Organism: Cucurbita pepo subsp. pepo (vegetable marrow)
Lineage: Eukaryota; Viridiplantae; Streptophyta; Magnoliopsida; Cucurbitales; Cucurbitaceae
Product: KH domain-containing protein HEN4
Molecular function (GO): RNA binding
Source: RefSeq, a predicted model, not a curated record